UACCCAAAAUAGCGACGCAGGUUCUUCUCCCUUGGGUCCUUUUGGCUGUCUUUUCCUCAGGGCAGAUUACUACAACGUUAUUGUACAGAUACACGAAUGGCAAACAAAUAAGACUGUCAGUUCUGGCUGGCUACUGAUUUUAUGUUCUCUAGUGAAUCCAAACAAUGCCACACCACCUGCAUUUUGGGCAGGCUCUCCUGCCCAAGCAAUGAACUCCCUCGUGCACUUGCCAGUCAAGAGAGAAACUGCUGCCACAGGGGCUGCAAGAACACGCCCCAUAAAAAUAAAGUUUAAUUUUUAGCAAAAGGUUGAAGCUAAAUUCUGUCGGAAGCUGUUGCCCACAGCACUACUGUCCCUGGGAAAUAUAGUUAGCCAUUAGUAGCAGCUGAUCACUUGCUACUGAUAAUCCUGAGUUUCAAGGAGAGAUGGUAUUUUUUUCUCUCACAAUCUGUGCUUCGAGUUUUCCUCUAACCCGGCUGUGUGAAUCACAAAGACAGUCCAAUGCAGUUGUUAAUUAACUACGCUUUGGGCUCCCAGUUCCUGUUUUCUCUGUAAAAUGGGGUGGGGGAAGGUAACUUCCUUUUGCAACGUUCAGUAGUGCAUUAAAGAUCGUUGUGCUCAGUAGAGGCCCUUAUCAGCGGGCAAGAUACUGGACCAAAUUUGACUUCUACAUAUGCUGGGGCAAACGCAUCCAGAAAAUCCCGUUGAUUCAGGUGCAUCCACUUCCAACUGCCAUCAGAAAAGAGGGGCUGUACCGAGUGCCUUUGUGUACUUAGCGUAUGGGUGCUACCGUAAAACACCAUAAGAUUGCUUCUGCCGCCCAUCUCCAGUCCUCGAAUUUACCUGGCCGAGCUGUCUGACUGCUGCCGCGGGGUCGUGUAGCCCACAGGCAUGGAGAGGCUCCAGCAGCAGGCACUGCUGGGUGCGGGCUGCCACCCUGCCUUCAGCUACCCGCUGCCAGAACCUCUUCCUCCGCUCUCUUGGAAGCCCAGGGAAAUUAACUGGUUAAUUCAGGCAGAGAAAUCCCAUGUCUAAAGCUUGCUGGUAUGAGUAGCCUCCAUUGUGGACACAGUUGUGCCCCACCACAUGGGAAAAUCCCUUUGACGUGAGUGGAAGUUCCACGUAUAAAGGGUUUGUGGCAGGACGUUGACUUGGGGCACGUCUGUGUUGCACAGAUACCCCGUCUGGGGCCGCGACUAGAGAGACCCUCCUGUGACGCCUCUGCGCUAGGCACUGCCGGUAGGACGCGAGGCGCACAGGCUCAGCGGAGCACGCUGCUGGAAGGGCUGUGCCCGUCGCAGAACAGUCCCGUGUUUGUACCGAGCUGGAGGUAUUUCUGUGCCAGGCACAGACACACGUUACGAUACUUAGAAGGAACCUCAUUAGAGAGUUACGGGAGGGUAAAUGCAGCAACGUACUUCAGCAUCCCUUCCCCCGAGGGCAUCCUUAUGGUUCAUUCUCAGUGCUGUUUUGUCCUCUUUCUAAAAUUAAAUUAACAAAUCUACUCUUGGCCUCUGUUUUCUCUUCUUCAUCUCGAGUUACAUGCAAAUUUCUUGGAAAAAUAUGAAGAAAAACAGGUGAGUCAUUUCAGAAGAAAAAAAUGGCUAGAGACACCAAGAGCUAUCCCUGAAGUCAUAGAAGAAACAGUGGGAAUCCUGGACCAGAUUUAAGACGACAGCUAAGCUGUAACUCAUUUCCAAAGGCAGCUGGGCUGGUGAGCGCCUGGCUCUCACCAGCAGCAGUGGGCUUGGCAAUCCACCUCUCCACAGCAGACCUUGCUGUGUGAAUUCCAGGUACACGUACCUGCCGCCGGAGGCACCGCUGUAAACGUGGCCCUCGGACCCUUAAACAAAACACGGCUGGGCUGCGUAAUUAUAUUUAGCAUGUAGGGGUAGUGCAGGCACUAGGGAGAAGACCUUUUCCAUCCCUGGCUGUUUGGGAUUCCAGGAGCCCACACUGUUCUGUCCUGACUUACACAGAUGUUUCAGGUCAUUCCUACUUAACGGGAGUUUGGUUUUUUUAAGUAAAUAAGUAGGCUACACUUAACUGCUCUCAGGAAAACCCAAAACUUAAUAAUGAACGUUCCCAUCAACAGAGAGCCAGGACGUACUGCUGACUUUUCAUAUGAAAUAUUGCAAGAUUUGCUUUUAGUGCUACUAUCCUGAACAAUUACAAGGGAAAAUGCAAAUAUGUAUGCAAAUAAGGCGCCAGCUGAUAUUGCCAUACACAGCAUCGAGCCUGUUGUCAUACUGCUGCCAUGAGAACAGUUACUAGCCCUGGGGAGCGGGCACAGGGCGGGCUGGGUUCUGGGUAGUAAAGAUAACAGAUACAUUGCAAGAGAAUUUUGUAUGAUUAAAUUUCAGCAUUUUAUGUUUGUUCCUAACCCGUCAUUUCAACGGUCUGUGAUAUUUGAGUCAGAUCCAAAAGGUAACCUCUCUCACGCAGCACUUCUGCUCUGCCUCUGCGCGACUGUUUGUCAGCCAGAAUACAAACUGCUCAAGCUACGGCCAGCGAGAAGAAAACCCACCACACAUCACGGCUGCAGGGAUUUUCCACUGUCUCUCUCCUAUUAUGGCUGUUGUUUCUAUAAUUAUUAUUUGUGUAGCAGUUUCACAGAGGAGCCCACGUCACGGCUUGGGACCGCGCUCUUCUAGGUGCGGCACAAACACCGAGACAGACCCUUUCCCAAAGGGGUGAGCUCCAGCCCGCGGUCCCCACGGUGUCCUCGCUGGGAGGGACCGUGUCCUGCAGCCGGAGCAGAGAGCUACAGGACAGGGAUCCUGGCUUCUAAUGCAUCUUUGCCACAGGCGCAGUUUUGGUCUGUAACACAGCGCGCGAUUUAAGCAUGCCUCUGUUUCUCCACCUGCAAUACAAAGGCAGCAGUAAUCCUUUGCCUCAACCUAGGGGUAGAUUAUGAAGUGUCAUUUUUGCAGAGUAUACGGUAAUCUGCAAUCCCAUCUUCAGUCUGCCGUCCCAUCUCUACGUUCAGUGGCAGAGACUGUCUCGCGGCAGUGAAUGGAAAAUGCCACGUUCCUUUUUGGUGAAGAGCAAAAAGGCUCAUACCUACCAUCACCACCGCUUUGUGGAAGAUGACCUGCCUAUACUCACGUGGGAUCCAAUAAGCUCUCCCUUCACUGCCAUAGGAGACAAGACACUGGAGGACAUCAAGAAGCAGGACCUAGAAUGUGUGGUUCCUAAACAAGAAAAGGACCCAUCUGAACUGAAGGAAGAAAGUGUCCCUGUCCAGUACCUGAGCAGGAUGCUGCCAGGCCCUUCAGCUCCAGAGAUGGCCGUCCCAGGUCUGCAGAUCAAAGACUGCACUAGCACGACAAGCACCCCUACCUUCUACAAAACCAGCUUUUCUUGGGAUGCUUUCCACUUGCCAUACAGCUACCGACAGAUGUCUUCCACCAUGCAGUCAGCCCUCCUGGAGCACCCCGUUAGCCUGUACGGAAGCCACCUCCUGCCAAGCUCCGAGCCCCCGCUGGAUUACAGCAUGCAUUACUCCUCGGACAUGGAGACCUACCACUGUGUGAAGUGCAACAAGGUAUUCUCCACUCCCCAUGGACUGGAGGUCCAUGUCCGAAGGUCUCAUAGUGGGACCCGGCCUUUUGCUUGUGAAGUAUGUGGCAAAACCUUUGGACACGCUGUAAGCCUGGAGCAGCACACCAAUAUUCACUCCCAGCAGGAAAGAAGUUUUGAGUGCAAGAUGUGUGGGAAGACAUUCAAACGUUCCUCCACCCUCUCCACUCAUCUACUGAUCCAUUCAGACACACGGCCUUAUCCCUGCCAAUACUGUGGCAAGCGCUUCCACCAGAAGUCGGAUAUGAAGAAACACACUUACAUCCACACCGGGGAGAAGCCCCACAAAUGCCAGGUAUGCGGCAAAGCCUUCAGCCAGAGCUCCAACCUCAUCACUCACAGCCGCAAGCACACUGGCUUCAAGCCCUUCAGCUGUGAGCUCUGCGCCAAGGGCUUCCAGCGCAAGGUGGAUCUACGGAGGCACAGAGAGACCCAACACAGUCUCAAGUGAGGGACAGCUCCAGGUCUUUGCUGGAGCUCCCACUGCCAGUACAUGCUCCAGGGAAGAAGAAUGUCCCUAGCAUCUCCAUCCAGCAUGGGGGUGCCCGCCUCAUAAAGCUCAUACAGCUUCCUGUGUUCCCCUGGGGACUGGCAAAGUCAUGUCAUUGGCUUUGGUGUUCUGGUGCCCCAGGCCCUUGCACAUCCCAGUAGGUGACAAAGAAACCUGUGGGAGCUCUCACUUUUCCAUUACAACAGGUAGCAGCCCAGAUCCAACGUCACCUGCGCAAGCGCAAAUCCAGAGGAAUUCCUCCAGGGUCACUGUCGCUCUGGAUUACCAGAGUUUGCAGAAUUCGGUUCAUCAGACUGACCAGCAGUGAGGUGGGAACUCCUGGACUAGCGGCAGCAACAAUCUGUGCCAAGCUAGUGCCGUAACCAUGUUCUGCUUUGAUGGUUAGGAAGAUAAGGCUGGGCCAUGCAAAUAGGUCGCGUUCAGUGAGCUGCGUUCAGCCUGGACAGGGCUUCUGCAGAGGCUCGCCCAGGUCAUAAAUUCUGGCAACAGACACCAAAAGUAAUUUUCUUUCAGUGGAGCAUUUACUGUGAUCAAAUGACAAGUUAACUGUGUUGUAUUUUUAGCUUGGAGUGGGAGGAAAAUAGUGAAAACCCAGCUCCUAUCCCUAGCCGGUGACAGGGGUCUCUCAAUGCGGUCCUGAUCUGCACCACACUGCAAAGAUCCCUGGGUUAGUGGCGACCAGGCGAGCUCCAGGAAGAGCCCUGCCACAGCACCAGCCAUAAGCUAAUAAGCCCCGUGUCUCUGUACCGCGCGAGAGAGACUGGCUGCUCUUGGAAUCAGGGCUGGUAUGUCCCACGGUAUUUCACUGCAUGCUGGACAUACCGACUUCGAGCUGUCCUGAGCAAUCCUGUGUCACGGCACGGUCAGGAACAGCCCUUGGAUAUCAAUGUCAAGGGCUAGAGAGUUCUGCUUUCCAGCCACUCUCGUAAAGGAGGAAAUGACCUAGCCUGUACACAUUGGCAUAGUAUGCAAGUACCUUACAAAUAUUAUACAAACAGAGCAGUGGUAUUUCCUCCUUCUUCCAGGUCUAGAGCACUGGAAGAAGUAAAGCGCCAGUUCCCCUCCAAGCUCGGCUAGAUUCUCACUGUAGAGCCUUUGGCAAGUCACUGCAGGGGGCUUUUAUUUCUCCACCCCUCCUGGUGAUGUGGAGUCAUUCACUCAGGUUUGUAGAGUCCCUCGGGUUCUUAACAGGAAGGACAAAGUAGUAUUAUAGCAUUAAAAAGACAAGUGCUUUCAGUUAAGCAGGGCAUUGUAGCAGCGCACAGCCCACUCCCUAACUACAUCCCUGAACACGUGGCCUCGGACGAUGGCACCAGCGGGAAGCGCCCUGGGAACGGGCUGUGGCACUUGCCAUUUCACUCCGAUGCUGAUGAAGGAGAGCUUCCAUCAUGGGCAAAGAAGAAAUGGUCCAAGUGGAAAAAUUGAUUUAUUGCCAGGAGAGAAGUCGUCUGUCCUGCCCUCAGUUACACUGCUGUAAAUCCAAAGUUAUGCUCCUAAGACCUACACUGAACCUGUCCCUGUUUGAUGCUGUGCCUAAGCUGUUAGUCAUUAAUAUGCAUUCUGGAAGCUCAAAACAGAGUCUGUACUCCUGGCUUUACUUGUACACUGUAAAUAUGUAUUUAUACAUAUUCUAAUGUAUAUUUUUAUUGCACUAUACCAGACAGUGACAACAUGUACAGGCCUGCUGGGAUUUAUCUGAUAAAUCUGUUCCCUCUCGG
Grus americana (Whooping crane) is the source of this 5811-nucleotide messenger RNA. RefSeq names its product growth factor independent 1B transcriptional repressor (gene GFI1B). The record is from RefSeq and is a predicted model, not a curated record. NCBI's taxonomy places the organism in Eukaryota, Metazoa, Chordata, Aves, Gruiformes, Gruidae. Gene Ontology annotation, molecular function: chromatin insulator sequence binding; DNA-binding transcription factor activity, RNA polymerase II-specific; RNA polymerase II cis-regulatory region sequence-specific DNA binding. Gene Ontology annotation, biological process: regulation of transcription by RNA polymerase II. The transcript has 7 exons. The coding region runs from base 3023 to 4033 and encodes 336 amino acids. Gene Ontology annotation, cellular component: chromosome; nucleus.